This is a messenger RNA of Zalophus californianus (California sea lion), 3155 nucleotides long. RefSeq names its product ring-box 1 (gene RBX1). Gene Ontology annotation, molecular function: ubiquitin protein ligase activity; zinc ion binding; cullin family protein binding. The transcript has 4 exons. Gene Ontology annotation, cellular component: cullin-RING ubiquitin ligase complex; nucleus. The coding region runs from base 87 to 371 and encodes 94 amino acids. Gene Ontology annotation, biological process: protein ubiquitination; ubiquitin-dependent protein catabolic process. The record is from RefSeq and is a predicted model, not a curated record. Lineage: Eukaryota; Metazoa; Chordata; Mammalia; Carnivora; Otariidae.
GGGAGGAGGUGCCGGGGCUGGAGGGGAGCGAGGCGUGCGCUGGUGCGCAGGCGCAGUGGCCGGACGACGGACCUUGUGUUUCCAAAAUGGCGGCAGCGAUGGAUGUGGAUACCCCGAGCGGCACCAACAGCGGCGCGGGCAAGAAGCGCUUUGAAGUGAAAAAGUGGAAUGCAGUAGCCCUCUGGGCCUGGGAUAUUGUGGUUGAUAACUGUGCCAUCUGCAGGAACCACAUUAUGGAUCUUUGCAUAGAAUGUCAAGCUAACCAGGCGUCUGCUACUUCUGAAGAGUGCACUGUUGCAUGGGGAGUCUGUAACAGAGAAAGCACAAGUAGGCAGAGCGGCAGGCAGAGGGAGAAGGAGGCUUCUCACUGAGCAGAGAGCCCGAUGUGGGACUCGAUCCCAGGACCCUGGGAUCAUGACCUGAGCCGAAGGCAGCUGCUUAAUGACUGAGCCACCCAGGCGCCCCUUAACAGAUCCUUUUUUAGGGCUAUAUGCCUUGUGGAACUAAGUUUGGCGAAUAAAUCGUGUGUUCAAGGGCCCGUGUGUGUGUUUCAAAGUGUGGCAAAUGUACUAGGUUAGGAUUUUUUUUUUUUUUUAACGUGGCUCAUGCCAGAAAUGUUUUGUCCAGCAUCAUUGGACUGAAUGUACAGCCUUCCACGGUGCGACAGCUGUGAAGGAUAACAACAUCAAAUGUGUUAUUUCUAGCAUGUGUUAAAAAGUCAUCUGUAUAGCCAUAUAGUCGCACUCACAUGAGCCAAAAUUAUCCUGCCCUUCUGUGCCAAGGGGAAGAAGGAUCCACAGCUCCCAGCAUGGCACAGGCCUAAGGGGCUCUGGAGUCAGACCAGCAUUCCCUGUCUUUGACUUACUUGCUAAGUGACUUUAUAGAAGGUAUUUGACAUCCCUAAGCCUGGGUCCCCUCAUCCUAUAAUCAGGAUGAAAUGAUUUUAUCCUGCCACAUGGGAGACAUAAGUGUCACCUUUGCGGGGGGGUGGUUACUGAGCAGAUAGUAACUAUCAGUACUCUGGCCCAGCUGGCUGAGGCUCUGCCCUACCCCAGCCUGUGCUGCACCUUCUUAAUUCUGCCAAGGCCUUUUGAGCAGUUCCACAGUAGCCUGUAUUGGCCUAGCCAGUAUUGGCCCAAUUGGAUUUGUUGUUUAUGGGGAUAAAGAAACAAAAUAUAUUGGGCUCUUUGCUCUGCCUGACAUUUCAGGCAUAUACUAAGGGCCAUGUUAUUUUUUGGUGGAAGAAAAAGGAAGUGAACUUCCCUUAAAUUUGGCUAAGGCGAGACUAGCUCGAGGAGCCGGCCAUAGAGAAGAGCUGGCAUGGUGUGGCAGAGACCUUUGGACCAGUGCUGGCUUCUAGUUCUGGGUCUUCUCACUGGCUCCGUGAAUUAGGCGAGUCACUUGAUUUGUCUGAGUUUCAGUUUCCUGUCUGCAGAAUGAAGAUAAUAUUACCUGUUAUGAUUGCUUGCCAGGGUUGCCGUGAGGCACCAGUUAGGUAAUGCAUGUUAGCAUCUUCUGUGAACUGUAAGGCACUAGGCAGUGUACUUUGAGACUGCUAAAUAUACCCAUCAACAGACUGUAGGUUAUUAACAGGAAGAAAGUUGGGACCAGUGGUUCAGCGAUGCUGUCACCUGCUCUGUAGCCUUAUUUGCAGCCCCUCAUUCCCUCCAUCUUCCAAGGUAGUUGAGGUAUAUAGGGACCCUGUACUGCUGCAAGGUGCCUCAUGGGGGCAGGGAGCAGGGGGCCGGUGGAGAAAGGCCUCUUGAAUACCCCUAGGUGAACCUGUCCCUACUACCUGGUGAUUGAGGAAAAAAUGCCCCAGCUUUCUGCUUUCUAGAAGCUUUGUUUUUUUCUCUUUUUCACAGUGAGUUGUAUGAGAGUCAACGAGUUGCAUGAAAGGGAUCUCCUAAAGCUCUCGCCCUGGGAGAAUAUUUGUCCUAUUGAGUGUCCAUAGUGUACUAGCUGUGGAUUCCACUCUUAAUUACCAAAUUCUGCUUUUGUCUUUAUUAAAAGACAAUGGCCAUGAUGGCAAUCCAUUCAGUGACUCUUCUCGAAGGUCCACGCAUGUUGUGGUAGGGCCUGCUGACCAGAUUUCGAGGCUGUUACUAAAUCAAGCUUGCAGAAGCUUUCAUUCUGUUGGGGUGUCAGCAUUUCUCCCCUGUCCCCACCUGAGCCAGCCCAUCACAGAUGAGAUGAGAGGGAGCACUUGCUGCUGCUGUCUUAAUACUCUGCUCCCAUGAGGUAUUGUGAGUAGCCUCUGCCUGUCAUUCACUCACACCAAAAAACUCACACAGAUUUUCCUUUUGCCCAAAUCUGAAAGUCACCUCCUAGUUCCCAGCUUUCUUGGUACUCUGGCCAUUUUAUUUCUGGCCUUGAUCAUGAAAUAAGUCGUUUGAUGAUCUUUCAGCUGCUUGUGUGCAGUUUGUCCAUCAUAAGGCUUCCUUUUACCCUAAUUUUUUUUUAUCUCAUUCUUUUUUAAGAGAAAGUGCUUCACCCCUUAAAGGCUUACCAAGUACUGAGCUGUUUCAUUAUCAGUACAUCUUUGAACAAAUCUGGAAAGAAGGUCUUUUGAACAGAGCUGAGCUGGGUGUGGAGAGAUUGGGGACAUGCCCAUCUUGGCUCUGGGUGGGUGGCAGCGGCAGGAGAAGUCGCUGCUCCUGGGGUUCCCAUUCUCCAAGGUAGGGGAGGGGCAGUUGGGGACAAAGAAUGGGGAAGUUUGAAAUCUGCCUGUGAUCAAGGGCCUCCUGGCAUGUGUUCAAGGAAAGUAGAAGCCUCCCCUUACAGGCUGAAGAGGACCAGGAAGCCACAUUCCAUCUUCCCUUAAGGAAAGGGGAGAGAGCGCAUUUGCCAAAUAAUUUUUUUGUAGUGGUUACAACAUUUCUAGCAGAUGUUCCAGUGGGAAUGUCCUGUACCUGACCAAGGUGUAAGCAGUCACUGACCUUUUGCCUUUCAUUGUUUGUUGUCUCCCAUUGUUUGCUGGCCCCCCGUGUGUCACCAGGCCGCUGCCCUUGAGACAUACGAUCAGUAGAUGGCUGAGCCUGCACAGAAUGAUUUUUUUUAAAAAAGAUUUUAUUUAUUUAUUCAUGAGAGAGAGAGAGGCACAGGGAGAAGGAGGCUCCCAUGGAGCAGGAAGCCCAAUGCGGGACUCGAUCCCA